GGGUGAAGAGUGCUUUAUCUAUAAGCAUCAUCUCGCUUUCAGUUUUCAAGUUUUUGAUCAUUUCUCAUCUCCACUCUCCACAAUCCUCCUUUCAAUCAUAUCUUCCAAAUUCUGAUAUAAAUUUCAAUCACAAAGACAAACGUAAUAUAUAUUGUAUUCCCUGCUUUCCUCCAGCGCCUCCGAUCCUCUCUCUCUGUCUCUGAUCAUCGCCAUCAAUGGCGAAACCGCCGUCGACGCAAGCGGAUCCGCCAUUUGCGGAGGGCGGCCGGCGGGAAGAAGACGCCGGAGCACUGUUCGUGCUGGAAUCGAAAGGGAAGUGGUGGCACGCGGGGUAUCAUCUGACGACGGCGAUAGUGGGGCCCACGAUCCUGGCGCUGCCGUACGUGUUCAGGGGACUGGGGUGGGGGCUGGGCCUCUUCUGCCUCACCGCCAUGGCCGCUGUCACCUUCUACUCCUACUUCCUCAUGUCCAAGGUCCUCGACCACUGCGAGUCCCGCGGCCGCCGCCACAUCCGAUUCCGGGAGCUCGCCGCCGACGUCUUUGGAUCAGGAUGGAUAUUCUAUUUUGUAAUAUACAUUCAAGUUGCCAUCAAUACUGGAGUUGGGAUUGGAGCUAUUUUACUCGCAGGAGAAUGUAUUCAGAUCGUGUAUUCGAAUAUUUUGCCAAAUGGGACAUUGACAUUGUACGACUUCAUAGCAAUGGUGACUAUCGCAAUGAUAAUUUUAUCUCAACUGCCAACCUUUCACUCCCUUAGGCACAUCAACAUGGCCUCUCUCUUCCUCAGCUUGGCAUACACUUUCCUCGUCGUUGGCGCUUGCAUUCAUGCAGUUUAUUAUCUUGCAGGGUCCUCCAAAAAUGCCCCACCAAGGGACUAUUCCCUUGAAUCUUCAAAGUCAGCAAGGGUUUUCAGUGCUUUCUCUUCCAUUUCCAUCAUUGCUGCCAUUUUUGGCAAUGGGAUUCUUCCUGAAAUACAGGCUACAGUGGCACCACCAGCUGCUGGAAAAAUGCUCAAAGGCCUUUUGAUGUGCUACGCUGUAAUAUUCAUAACCUUCUACUCGGCUGCAGUGUCUGGAUACUUGGUGUUUGGCAACAAGUCUAACUCAAACAUCCUUAAAAGCUUAAUUCCAGACAAUGAACCUUCUCUGGCUCCUACAUGGGUUCUUGGGCUAGCAGUGAUCUGUGUCCUCCUCCAGCUACUUGCCAUUGGCCUGGUUUAUUCUCAAGUGGCAUAUGAGAUGAUGGAGAAGAAGUCAGCAGAUGUGAAGCAAGGGGUGUUCUCAAGGAGAAACCUGAUCCCAAGGCUGUUCCUGAGGAGUGUGUACAUGGUGCUGUGUGGGUUUUUUGCAGCAAUGCUGCCUUUCUUUGGGGACAUCAAUGGCGUGGUGGGAGCCAUAGGGUUCAUCCCUCUGGACUUUGUCCUCCCAAUGCUUCUCUACAACAUGACUCACAGGCCUCCCAAGUCCUCCUUCACCUACCGCCUCAACAUCUCCAUUGUGUUUGUCUUCACUGCUGUGGGAAUCAUGGGUGCCUUCUCUUCCAUCAGGAGGCUGGUUCUUGAUGCCAACAGGUUCAAGCUCUUCAGCAGUGAUGUUGUGGAUUAGCCCACUACCUUUAGCUAGCUAGCUUGAACAUAUACACGUGCACACAUACACACAUAGUGAGGUACCUAAUGGUAGAGUACUCAUCCUCGAUCAAUAUUGUACUUCUGAUAGUUUUGUUUUAUCCAACAACUAAUAUAGAGCUGUCAUUUUGGGCUUAAUUAGUCAUUGAAGAUUGAGAAUAUGACUAAGGUUGACACGUGUAGAUAUUGAAAUGUGGUGGGCAUUAGGGUUUUUUUUUUUUAAAUUGAGAAUAUUGAGAAUGUGUGGCAUUGGGAAUCUCAAUCGAACCGUUUUUAUUUCUU
This is a messenger RNA of Malania oleifera, 1903 nucleotides long. RefSeq names its product probable GABA transporter 2. NCBI's taxonomy places the organism in Eukaryota, Viridiplantae, Streptophyta, Magnoliopsida, Santalales, Ximeniaceae. The record is from RefSeq and is a predicted model, not a curated record. The transcript has 6 exons. Gene Ontology annotation, cellular component: plasma membrane. Bases 216 to 1601 code for a protein of 461 amino acids.